This is a messenger RNA of Aureobasidium namibiae CBS 147.97, 1725 nucleotides long. Its product is annotated as DUF382-domain-containing protein. Gene Ontology annotation, biological process: mRNA splicing, via spliceosome. The annotation marks the transcript as partial. NCBI's taxonomy places the organism in Eukaryota, Fungi, Ascomycota, Dothideomycetes, Dothideales, Saccotheciaceae. The transcript has 2 exons. The record is from RefSeq and is a predicted model, not a curated record. Gene Ontology annotation, cellular component: precatalytic spliceosome; nucleus; U2 snRNP.
GCAAAGAAGCUCAGCAAGAACGCCUUCCGCAGACAACAGAAGAAAGCUCAAAAAGAACGCUCCGCGUCUGCUACUCCCUCCGUCGCCGAGUCUACCGACUUCUCCGAAGCAGAAACCCCAAAGCUAGAAACUGGCCGCCAAUCCGACGCUCAGAUCAACACUCGCGAUGAUCCUAUGCAAAACAAUGAUCUACCCAAUGACGACUUUACCCUCCCCGAAGACGACCCUUUGUAUGCCGAAUUCCAGAGCGUCCUCUCCAGGUUCAACAACAUGGACAAAUCACAAACCAAGGAGGAAGAGAAGCCUGAAAUUUACUACGAUGACGACAACGACGACAUUCCCGACGAGGAUGAUGAGAACCAGCCGAAAUUGUCAAAGAAGGCACGCAAGGCCGCCAGCAAAUUGACCAUCGCUGAGCUCAAGCGUUUGGUGCGCAAGCCCGAGCUGGUUGAAUGGACAGACAUUGACGCCUCGGACCCGCUGUUGCUUGUGCGCAUCAAGUCGCAGCGCAAUGUUGUUCCCGUGCCAUCACAUUGGGCCCUCAAGCGCGAAUACCUUUCCUCCAAGCGUGGUAUCGAGAAGACACACUUCAAUCUGCCCAAGUUUAUCGCCGACACUGGUAUUGCUGAGAUGCGUGAUGCCGUGCUUGAGAAGCAGGCCGAGGCAACCUUGAAACAGAAGCAGCGCGAGAGAGUACAAGGAAAGCUCGGAAAGCUUGACAUUGACUAUCAAAAGCUAUACGAAGCCUUCUUCCGCCAUCAAACAAAGCCUCCGCUUACCCGCUACGGUGAGGUCUACUACGAGGGUAAGGAGUAUGAGACUAACCUCCGCCAUCUACGACCUGGUGAGUUGAGUGAUGAGCUGAGAGAAGCCCUCAACAUGCCACCUGGUGCUCCCCCGCCAUGGCUUAUCAAUCAACAACGUUUCGGACCCCCUCCCUCAUACCCUGGCCUCAAGAUUCCUGGUUUGAACGCUCCUCCACCACCGGGCGCAUCCUGGGGAUUUCACCCUGGUGGUUAUGGUAAGCCUCCUGUGGACGAACACACGAACCGUCCUCUGUUCGGUGGCGACAUCUUCGGUGUUAGCAGCGCGGAAGAUGAUGAAGCACCAACUGGAGCACCGGUAGAGAAGACUCUGUGGGGUGAGCUUCAAGAACGUGAAGAGGAAGAGGACGAGGAGGAUGAGGACGAAGAUGAGGAAGAGGAGGAUGGUGACGAAGCUAUGGAUGAAGAGGAGAUCGGCGCUGGACUCGAGACGCCAAGCGGAAUGGCCUCUGCUGUUCCUACGGAAAUUGGAAUCGAGAGUGUUGGAGGCGACUUCGAACUGCGCAAGAACGCAAGAGCUCCCGAAUCAGAAGACAACGGUGCUCCUCGAUCAGCGUACCAGGUCCUACCGGAGCAAAACAUUCGCGCUCAAGGUUUCUUUGGAGGCGAGAGAGCAUACGACAUGCGCGCAGCUCAGCAAAAUCUUCCGGUGCUCGGUCAAGAAAACAGAGGAAGCAAGCGCAAGGUUGGCGAUAUCGACGUCAGCGUAGACGUAGAUGCGCUUGAAAGAGACGAUCGUUUGAGCAAGGAUGAGAUUCAAAGACAGUUCGAGGCUCAAAGACAAGCACAGGCCGAGGGACAAUGGAAGGGAAGAGUGGAUCAGGAAGACUUGAGUCAGAUGAUUGCCGAAGAGAGCAACAAGAGGCUGAAGCAAGAUAAGGAAAGGAAUGAUCGCAGAAGA